AUGGUUGAGAUUGCGGCCUUUAUUUUAUGGCAAAUUUGGAAAUUACGUUGUGAUUUUGUGUUUGAUAAUGCUCAAGUGAAUGUGCAGAUUGUAGUUAAUCUGUCAAACCAAAAUAGACAUGAUUGGAUUACUAGCAAUAGUAAUCAGUUGAAUAGAGUUCAUCAUGGAACUAGAGCUAGAGUACAUGUCCCUUGGAAAAGUCCUCCUGAAUCUUUUACAAAAAUUAACUUUGAUGCGUCCUUUUCUAAAGACACUAAGCUCAUGCGUACAGGUCUAAUUGUGGUUGAUGAUGCAGAAGAAUGGAAAGCAGCAGGUUGUAUACCAGCAGUAGCUCAGGAUGCUGAAAAGGCUAAGGCACAGGAUGCUUUGGAGGGUAUCAAAUGGGUAGUUGCAAAUCAGGUUAUCAACCUUUAG
Molecule: messenger RNA, 414 nt
Organism: Papaver somniferum (opium poppy)
Lineage: Eukaryota; Viridiplantae; Streptophyta; Magnoliopsida; Ranunculales; Papaveraceae
Exons: 1
Coding region: 1-414 (137 amino acids)
Source: RefSeq, a predicted model, not a curated record